AUGACUGGUGACUCACGUGACUAUCUGAGACAGUAUGCUGACGCGAUUCAUUAUGCGCAUGCUUUGACUGGCGAUAUGGACUUUACUGACCUGGGUCAUGCAUUAAACAUGACAUGCGCCCUGCAGCAACAUAUCGUCAGUUUGAUAUCCAGAGAUCUUAGAAAUUUAGGAGGCGUUAUAGAGAUGAGAAGGAGAGGUACAAAUACAGUAAGUGUUCAGGAAGCAUAUGUAACAGCUCAACAGAGUAUGGACACCGAGGUGGAUUCACAACUAAGUGAUGAUCAAAACAGUGUUGUUGGCAGUGAGAAUAUUGAGAAUGGAGAGACAACAAAUAAUCAUGAUUUUUGUGGACCAUCGAAUCAGGCAGAGGAUGAUACAGUACCUGCUAACAGUCAAAUGAGCAGUACCUGCAGUAGUUCUACUUCCCAACAAGCAUACGAAUCAUCAAGUGAUGAACACGAGUUAACUACUAUAGACAAAUUAUGUGAAUGCUUACGUGGUAGUGUUGUCGUCAGUGACUCAACAGAUUGUCUUGCCUGUAAACUGAGAAAGGAGGUUUACUAUGAAACGAACGUCACCACGGUUUGCGCGGCGUGCCCGGGAGUCCCUCGUCUUUGUUCAUUGCCAUGUUUUCUAUGGUGGCACAUUUUUCAUAUACCGACAUCCCGCACUCAACCAACAACAACAAUCCGAUCCGAACAAACCGGUACAAGAAUAAGAGAAUCAAAUGACCAAGUUAUGGUUUCAGAGUCCCAGGUAACUGAUCAAUCGAGUGAAUUUAGAGCGUCUGAGGAAUCAGUCCUCCAACCUUGCACAGCAUCCGUACGUCGGGUAGUCGGAAAAAGAAGACGACGUAAAGCAUCCCGAUAUCGUUAUGUGAGAAGGAAAGUCCAGCCUAAAAGUAAAUCCAGUCGUCCAUCGUAA
Molecule: messenger RNA, 924 nt
Organism: Trichobilharzia regenti
Lineage: Eukaryota; Metazoa; Platyhelminthes; Trematoda; Strigeidida; Schistosomatidae
Source: the annotation of a GenBank genome assembly